UCUAGCUAUAGCGGUCGUGCGCUCGUCUGAUUAUGGCCAUCCCUGUUUCGACCGCCCCGUCGCCUCGGAUCUUCCUGCUGCGUGUUGUUAGAAGCUACAGGUAGCUAUACCAAUAUCGUUUAACCAGAUCUGCGAGUGGAUUUCCAUAUCAGCACAUGUUAAUUAUACCUAAUGAUGGAUCAAACUGGGGUUCUUUUCUUGCUGACGGUUUUAGGCAUACUGUCUCAGACCACGCCUCUUGAAUACCUAGUACUCUCCACCUCUGUCGAUCCUCUAUACCCCCCCUCUCUUUACCCAAUCAUCCGAGCUAAGACUACAUCCAUAUACACAGCAAGUCUGGGAGGAUCAGGCGUGGUUUAUGAUCUUUCAUUUUCUAUCUUACUACCAGGUGCCCAGCAGCUUCAAAGCAAUGGGCUGCAUACUGCUAGAGUAUGUUUGGUCUGAUAGAUAGAUGGCGUUGAGGUCCCAUUCGGACACAGGCGUCUAGUUCCUCAUUGUUGUUAUCCCAUGAUCAAGCC
Molecule: messenger RNA, 518 nt
Organism: Aspergillus fijiensis CBS 313.89
Lineage: Eukaryota; Fungi; Ascomycota; Eurotiomycetes; Eurotiales; Aspergillaceae
Exons: 1
Coding region: 172-444 (90 amino acids)
Source: RefSeq, a predicted model, not a curated record